AUGAUCCGGAUGAUAAGUCCGCAACCCUAUUUCCGAUCCCUCUUCCUGCUCCUCUGCCUACUCCGGCACGCCUCCUCGGACCUCGUCGGCGACGCUUGCGGCCAGAUCGCAGAUGGGGACCCAAAUGUGGACUACGCCUUCUGCGUGGAGUCCCUGCGCCCGUCGGCCGGCGCGACGGCGCGGGACCUCCGCGGCCUCGCGGCGGCCGCGGCCAGGCUGGCGGCGGCCAACGCGACGCGCGCAGACGCAGCGGCGGCCGCAGCGAUGCGGGGGCGGGCGGAGAAGAUGGGCCGCUACGAGCGGUCGUGCCUCGAGAGCUGCCAGGAGCUCUUCGAGGGCGCGGCGGAGGACCUCGCGGAGGCGGCGGGGAUGGUGGAGGGUGGGCGGUUUGAGGACGCCGGCGUGCGGCUGAGCGCAGCAGUGGACGCGCCGGUGACGUGCGAGGAUGGGUUCCGAGAGGGCGGGAUCGCGUCGCCGCUCACGGCGGAGGACGGCGAUCUGUUCCGGCUAGCGGUCAUCGCCCUCGCCAUUAAUGCUCGCCUAAAAUAA
Messenger RNA from Zingiber officinale, 549 nucleotides. RefSeq names its product putative invertase inhibitor. The record is from RefSeq and is a predicted model, not a curated record. The transcript has a single exon. Bases 1 to 549 code for a protein of 182 amino acids. Lineage: Eukaryota; Viridiplantae; Streptophyta; Magnoliopsida; Zingiberales; Zingiberaceae. Gene Ontology annotation, molecular function: enzyme inhibitor activity.